AGGUUUUAAUUUUCAUCAAAAUACACAAGUUGUAUAUAUUAAAAUAUAUGUUUACAAUAAGAUUUUUAGAAUGGGGGAAGUAUUGAAGGAAUUAAGAGAAAAGUCUCGUAAAAGAAAACUUUUGCUAGCACAAACCUUUGGAGUGUCUGGAGUUGAAGAACUGAGAAAUGUCUUAGGAACAGCCGAAUCGUCUCAAGAAAAAUCUGUUAACAAAGAGAGUACUAGCGAAAACGAGAAAUACGAUUAUAAAAAUAAAGAUUAUUCAGAUGAAUUAAUAUAUAAAGAUUCAUCUUUAUUUUUAAAAGGCACGCAAUCUUCUAACCCUCAUAAUGAUUAUUGCCAACAUUUCGUGGAUACAGGUCAACGUCCUCAAAAUUUUAUCCGCGACGUCGGUUUAGCAGAUAGAUUCGAGGAGUACCCUAAACUAAGAGAACUCAUUAAACUCAAGGACGAACAAAUCCAGGAAACUGCCACUCCGCCAAUGUAUCUCAAAUGUGAUUUAAUGACUUACGAUUUAAAACAAAUUAACAGCAAAUUCGACGUGAUAUUAGUGGAACCUCCUCUAGAGGAGUAUCAAAGAACAAUGGGCGCUACAAAUAUGCAAUUCUGGAGUUGGGAACAAGUGAUGAAUUUGGAUGUUGGGGAGGUAGCAGCACAAAGGAGUUUUGUGUUUUUGUGGUGUGGCAGCUCAGAGGGACUCGAUAUGGGACGAGUUUGUUUGAGAAAAUGGGGUUUUAGAAGGUGCGAAGAUAUAUCCUGGAUAAGGACGAACAUAAAAAAUCCGGGGCAUUCGAAAACUUUGGACCCCAAAGCGGUUUUCCAAAGAACUAAAGAACACUGCCUCAUGGGUAUCAAAGGUACUGUCAGGAGAUCGACUGAUGGAGAUUUCAUCCAUGCUAAUGUUGAUAUCGAUCUAAUAAUUUCCGAGGAAAAUGAAUAUGGCAGUUUGGAAAAACCGGUCGAGAUUUUUCAUAUUAUCGAACAUUUUUGUUUGGGUAGAAGAAGACUGCAUCUGUUUGGUAGGGAUAGCACCAUCCGACCGGGAUGGCUCACUAUAGGACCCGAACUGACUAAUUCUAAUUUCAAUUCUGAUCUCUAUUUAAGUUUUUUUACUCCUACUACGCUUACUACAGGGUGCACCGAUAGGAUCGAGGCUUUAAGACCGAAAAGCCCUCCGGCUAAGGGAAAGGGUAAUUCUAGUGGUAGGGGAAGGACUAAUUUUCAAAGGGGCAGAGGAAGAGGGAGAUAGUUUUUUUUAUUUUAUUUUCGAGUUUUUUUUUAUAUCAGGAAUUGACAGUUUAAAGUGAAAAUAAAUGGGUGAAACGAUGAA
Molecule: messenger RNA, 1330 nt
Organism: Diorhabda sublineata
Lineage: Eukaryota; Metazoa; Arthropoda; Insecta; Coleoptera; Chrysomelidae
Gene: Mettl14
Product: N6-adenosine-methyltransferase non-catalytic subunit
Exons: 5
Coding region: 71-1249 (392 amino acids)
Cellular component (GO): nucleus; RNA N6-methyladenosine methyltransferase complex
Molecular function (GO): mRNA binding
Source: RefSeq, a predicted model, not a curated record